ACAAGUUUCUCCAAUAUAACCAACCACACGAAGGUGUCUUCUAAACCUUCCUCUAGAAACUUCUCGUUGAUCGAAACCCAACCCUAAUCCACGAAGCAAACUCUUGUGAUUUGAGAAUAACCUCGUAAAGCUAUUGGAGAUGGCGGAACACUUAGCGUCGAUUUUCGGGACGGAGAAGGACCGCGUGAAUUGCCCGUUCUACUUCAAAAUCGGCGCUUGCCGUCACGGAGACCGAUGCUCGCGCCUCCACACCAAGCCCAGCAUCAGCCCCACGCUCCUCCUCUCGAACAUGUACCAGCGUCCCGAUAUGAUCACCCCUGGGGUUGAUGUCCAUGGCAACCCGAUCGAUCCCCGUAAGAUGCAGCAGCAUUUCGAGGACUUCUAUGAGGAUCUUUUCGAGGAGCUGAACAAAUAUGGCGAGAUUGAGAGUCUGAACAUUUGUGACAAUAUUUCUGACCACUUGGUUGGUAAUGUGUACGUGCAGUUCCGAGAAGAAGAGCAAGCAGGAAAAGCACUUCAGAAUCUUCGCGGAAGAUACUAUGCAGGUCGCCCAAUCAUUGUUGACUUCUCCCCUGUCACCGACUUCCGCGAAGCUACUUGCCGACAGUACGAGGAGGAGAUUUGCAAACGUGGUGGGUACUGCAACUUUAUGCACCUUAAAAGCAUUAGCAGGGAUUUGAGGAGGCAGUUAUAUGGAAGGUACAAUAACAGGCAUAGCCGUAGCAGAAGUAGGAGCCCAUACAGACAUCGUAGUCACGAAGAGCGCUCUAGUGGAAGGCAUAGCCGCAGUAGAAGGUAUGAUGAUGAUGAUGAUGAAAGCCGGAUCAGGAGCAGAAGAUACAGGAGCAUUAGUCCUCGCCACAGGAGAGGGAGGAGUAGGACAAGAAGCAGAAGUCCCGGUGGAAGGAGACAGAGAAGUCCUGUUAGGGAAGGGAGUGAGGAAAGACGUGCCAAGAUUGAGAAAUGGAAUAAGGAGAAAGAAGAGCAGGAAAAUGCAAGUAGGAAGAGUGAAGGGGGUGAUAACAAUUGCAGCGAUGGGUACAUGAGGAAGGACCACUAUCAUCAGGAGCCGUCCUCUCAACAAGAAGGCUAUUGAUACCACCAAUUACCUUUGGUCAGUGAAAGUUUUCCUUUACCCCUUUUCCAUCUUUAUAGGUAGUUUUCAGUUAGGUAUUGCAACAUUUAAAUAAACAUAGCUCACAGCCAUUUUCCGCUGUGCAGGUUGCAGGGUCAGAUAUCUGAUUGAAAUUCAGUUAGCUCACAUUCAUUGAUUCGUGCUUGAUGACUUUUCGCUUGAGAUUUAUGCAUGUUAGUAGCCAUGAUGACACUAUAGCCUUGCAUGUGCAUGCUUACUUGCCCUCCAUUGACAUGAACUACCAUAACCUUCACGUUUGCAUUUGUGAGUCAGUUUUUCCAAAUUGUUUUCUACUUAUCUACAAUCUUAAAGCUGCGAAGUUUCUGAUACAAACCCAGUUUUGCAUUUAGGAAGAUAGCAUUUUCCUUAAGUUAGGCCAGUUUUUUAGUCUGUUGUGAUGUUGAUUGAAUAUUUUUCGAGUCCUAGAAUAUAUCAUUGCGUGUUUUGGGUCUGUUUGGUUUUGAAUUCUAUAUACUGCGUGUAGUACUUUGUUUGUUACAGUCAGGGAAAUAUGACAAGUGCACUCUGGGGAUUAAGCAAAUGCAACCAAAAAUUUUCUUCUCUGUUGGUUCUGGUCAUCUAAUCUCCAACUCCAUUUUCUUCCCAACUCUUUGGCUUUGUUUCUCUUUUGUGAUGAUGAUGCUUACGGUUUGUGAAGAGUUUUGCAGGUUCAGGUAUGGACUUGUAGGGUGAUGGUGCGAAAAAGGUUUUGUUAACAAUCUGCAGAUUUGUUUUACAGGUUUGGUGGUGGCUGGAAGAUUUGUGCUUUAACAGAUUGCAGAUGUGAGGAACGUUGGAUUCAGAAUAUUUUCUCUUCAUUUCUUGGUUUUGAGUUUUCAGACUUUUUUGUAGACUUCUCUUGUUUGGAGUUUUAUUGUGUGCUUUGUCUAAACUGAUAUAUUACCAGCCGUUUCAAAGACAAAUCAAACUGUGCUGAUUUGAAUUAAA
Messenger RNA from Eutrema salsugineum, 2083 nucleotides. Its product is annotated as splicing factor U2af small subunit B. The coding region runs from base 140 to 1096 and encodes 318 amino acids. Gene Ontology annotation, biological process: mRNA splicing, via spliceosome. The transcript has 5 exons. The record is from RefSeq and is a predicted model, not a curated record. Gene Ontology annotation, cellular component: spliceosomal complex; U2AF complex. NCBI's taxonomy places the organism in Eukaryota, Viridiplantae, Streptophyta, Magnoliopsida, Brassicales, Brassicaceae. Gene Ontology annotation, molecular function: metal ion binding; pre-mRNA 3'-splice site binding.